Clunio marinus is the source of this 288-nucleotide messenger RNA. The record is from the annotation of a GenBank genome assembly. NCBI's taxonomy places the organism in Eukaryota, Metazoa, Arthropoda, Insecta, Diptera, Chironomidae.
AUGUGGGAAGAUUUCCCAGAAAUUGUAUGCGAGAUUGUAAAAGAACAUCACUUGACUUUCAUCCCAAUAAUAUUUUUAGAAGGAAGUAUCAAUUACGGUAUUAAGGAUUCCUUUAGAGAAGAAAGAUCCUUAAAAGAACCCGGAUGUUUAAAGAAUCGACAAAUGAAAAGGUUUGAGGAUAACGAGGCAACAAAGAUUGUAGAAGAAAGCAAAAAAGGAACAUUUGACAGUAAAAGGGGAAUUAUGUUUACCUUAUUAUCCCAAACGCAAGCAAUGCGAUUACUGUAA